Colletotrichum fioriniae is the source of this 1380-nucleotide messenger RNA. RefSeq lists its product as uncharacterized. Gene Ontology annotation, cellular component: plasma membrane. Gene Ontology annotation, biological process: transmembrane transport; nucleobase transport. The record is from RefSeq and is a predicted model, not a curated record. NCBI's taxonomy places the organism in Eukaryota, Fungi, Ascomycota, Sordariomycetes, Glomerellales, Glomerellaceae. Gene Ontology annotation, molecular function: nucleobase transmembrane transporter activity.
AUGGGGCUGCAAGCCGCCUUGAAGCGGGUGGAACUUCCCUAUGUUUCCCGCUGGAUUCUACUAUCACAGUAUGGCUUCACUGCCUGGGUCGGAGGAGAGUGUAUCUACGUGAUCCUCCUUUCCUGGGACCCAAGGCUCGAAUCCCACAUUCCCAACGGCAUGCCAGCGGACACGGGUAUGACAACUGCCCAAUUUGUCUCAUACAUUAUCUUCAGCGUCAUUUCUCUCCCAGUCAUCUGGAUCCGUCCGCACCGCCUCGAGAAGUUCUUCCACUUUGCCUGCUCCAUCACCCUUGUCUUCUUUGUCGUACUCCUCAUCUGGGCUCUUGCGACCAUGGGACCAUCAGGUUUCGGCGAUACCAUUACUUCAGGAUCGGUCCUACCCAACACAGGCGGACCGGACAGCGUGGCUUGGCUGAUGAUCUACGGCAUCGUAUCAACAAUCGGUUCCAUUGCAGCGGGUAUUCUGAACCAGAACGAUUAUUCUCGCUUCGCUACGCAGCCUAAGCACGCCAUCGUAGGCCAAGCUAUCUCAUUCCCUUUCUAUAGCAUCUUCAGCUCGUUGAUUGGCAUCCUCGUUACAGCGGCGACUCAGGAGCGUUUUGGUGGCGAGGCCAUCUGGAACCCGCCUACUCUCUUUUCUCAGCUGCUGGCCCAAGACGAAACAGCUGGAACACGGGCAGCCUGCUUCUUCGCGGGGCUCUGUCUUGUGAUAUCCCAGAUCGGAGUCAAUGUACCAGGAAAUGCACUUGCCGGCGGUUUUGACUUGGCUGCAACGUUUCCCAAAUACUUGAACAUCCGUCGUGGGGCCUACAUCACCGCAAUUUUCAGCGUUGUCGUCAACCCAUGGCGUCUUGUGAACACUGCAACAAUCUUUCUCACAGUCCUGUCGAGCUAUAGUGUCUUCUUGGCUCCGAUGACGGGGUUGAUGAUAUCUAGCUACUUGUUUGUUAAUAAGAGCAAGGUGAACGUGGACCACCUAUACCGUGGCGACUCAGGGAGCAUCUACUGGUUCUCCUGCGGUUACAAUUGGCGAGCACCAGUGGCAUGGCUUGUUGGUGUUGUGCCCUGCAUGCCUGGCUUCAUCGCUGCCGUUGACAGCUCAGUAACUGUGAGCGAAAGUGCCACAGAGCUGUACUCUAUGUCAUACAUCUAUGGGCUCUUUUCGAGCGGGUUGGUGUACGUCUUGCUCCAUAGGCUUUCUCCGGCGAGGAGCCUAGAUGCUUUUGUGAAAGAUGCGCCCUCAGCUCGCGAACUCCAACAAAUGCAACAGAGCAAGUGGGAUGUGACACUGGCCGAGACGCCUGAAAUUCUCCAAGUGCUUUCUGGACAUGGAGGCAAGAGAGUAAACUCCGCCGCGCCCUUCAAGAAAGAUGCAUAG